Molecule: messenger RNA, 2230 nt
Organism: Monopterus albus (swamp eel)
Lineage: Eukaryota; Metazoa; Chordata; Actinopteri; Synbranchiformes; Synbranchidae
Gene: cunh1orf174
Product: chromosome unknown C1orf174 homolog
Exons: 4
Coding region: 411-1022 (203 amino acids)
Source: RefSeq, a predicted model, not a curated record
CAUCACAUCAUCUACGCAAAUAAAAACUGCGGUGAAUGAAUACACUUGCGGACUGACAGCAGAUUCAGCUGUGCAUGAGGAAUCAGAGCAAAGGAUGAGUCGUUUUCAUUAAAAUGUAUUUCUUCGAGUUCUCUCAUUUCGAGGAACUGCCUGAGCUAAGACGCGUAUGUGGGAAACGAGGAGGCGUUUUAAGGUAGUGGGAAACACCCAGAGACGGUCUGACCUUCGAGGGAACCUCGGAAUCAGGAAAAUGAAAUACACCGAGCGUGCUCGAGAUUGACAACUUCGCCACACAUCGUUCAGUCACCGUGGUUGUUUGUAGUCAGCCAGGACAGUUUAUUUGAAUGCUAAUAAUGAACAAGACAUUCGAAAACUUUAAUAUCGCUGAAAAACAAGCAUAACCCUGUUAAAUGAUUCACAAGAUGCCUGGUCAACUCAACAACUUAAAGUCCAGGAAGAGGAAAAGCAGCUCUGAGGUGAAAAGCUCCCGAAAGGCUUCUACUACAAGGAGGAGAUGUAUGAAAAACCUAAAGACACACUCAGCAGCAGAGAGCAGUUCAGUAGUCAGUGUUCACAGUAAGAGAGCCAGUUCAAUGGAAAGACACUCUGUCAUCAGCUGUGAAUGCCACCAGUCUGCAGGCAGGAGGAAAUGCUCAGCAUCACCAGAGCUUGAAGAACAGGAUGGCAAAGAGAACGAGCUGACGUCGGGGUUUGAUUUGUACAGCUGCAGAGUGAACGACAUCCAGGACAAACAGGAGUCUGAGGAGAUGGAUUAUGAAGAAACUGGCAGAAACGUGUUCCCAGAUGAUGACAGCAAUCAGAUUCUUCCUGUGGAGCAGUUCUUUGGAAACUUGGACACUCUACAGGACUUUCCCCAAAGCUCAUCAUCAACUUCUGCCAGUGCUCAAAGGGAGAACAGGAGACGUCAUUACUAUGCACGAGAGGACAGCGAUGAAGAGGAGGUGGGCCUCAGCAGUGUGCACCGAGAGGACAGAGGAGGCACUUACUGUAGUGAUGGGUAACAGUACUGGUGAGUGGUGGGCUCAAAACAGUUGUCUCUGGAAGGACAUAAAGCCUCUUGGCACUUGUAUAAAAUCAGUCCUCGUCAGCUGUCAAGAAAAUAACUGUUAAAAAUACCAUUGUCAGAUGAGUUGCUGACAUAAGACUAUGUAUGACAUGCUUUUUCCUCCAAGUAACUCAGAUCUGAUUCAUGAUUUCAUGGAUAUGUGAAAAAGUCAAAUCGGAUCUGGGCCAGUUGCAUUGGUGGACCUAAAUUGAUCUCUGACUCUGCAACUGCUGUCAGAAUGGUCAGAUGGAAAGUUUUUUUUUUUUAAAACAUCUCACUCAUCUGUGCAUGUGCAUAUGUAUACUGACUGUUGUCAACAUUCAGUGUCUGACUAACCAAUCAGAACUGAGCUUUAAUGUGAAUGUAACCAGAUUUGCCCACUGGUAUUUAAUACAUUUUAAAGCAACUUCUCAGUGAUUAAACUUCAAGAUUCAUAACGAGGACCGUCCAAAAAGGCACAAAAUGCAAACUUGUUUACAUUUGGCCUUGAACAUAGUUACAGUAAUGGAUUAACAUGGGCACUUUUUAACAUCAAGUACAGCUUGUUUAUGUUUUAUUGCUGAAUCUAUGCUCCUGGUUCAUUUGUAACUGGUUUUAGUGGAAGGUAUGUUGGCACAGCACUUUAAAUACAGAUCAUAACACAUUGGUUCAUCAUUUUAGGGCAGGUUUUUAGCAGUGCUGAAUUAAAUUGACAAAUGUCAAAAAGUCACAUUUUCACAAAAGCAGCAUUGUGAUAUAUUUGCAUUUUCAGAUUGUAUAAAUGUGAUACAGAAGGAGAAAACCAAAGUGUAGUUAAAAAAAAGUAUUUAAUAUCACAGGUUAUUUCAGAUGAAUGUCAAGUCAGCAUUUUUGUGCCUAAUAGUCAUUGUUCACCGAGUGUCUAAUAAUCCGCUUCAACACAUCUUUUGUGUAGCUUUUGGCAGCUUCUUAAUAUAUAACACAUAUGUCUGUGUACAUAUCAAUGCAAAUUAAUUUCCCUGAUAUGAUUCCUGUUCAUAUUUGCAAACAAGACAAAUUAAUACACAGAAAUACAUUAUGACUAAAAGCAGUUUCUGGUGAGUCUCCAGUGUUUACGUAAACUGAGGUAAUAUGGGGCGGCUGUGGCUCAGGAGGUAGAGCGGGUCGUUUCCUAACCGGAGGAUUAGCGGUUCAAUUCCCGGCUUG